UGAUGGAACGAAGUUAGUUGUAGUGAAAGGAUAUAAUAAUGCACAAGAGAGAAGCGCUUACGCAUUCCAUCUGUUGAAUAUCAUAACCAGCGCAAGUAUGGACUAUUCAAGGUGUUACGGAAGAUCAAUGAUAAUGUUUAUGUUGUGGCUCUCCCAGAAUCUAUGAACAUUUCUAAUACCUUCAACGUAGCUGACAUUCAUUAGUAUCAAGCAGAUGAGAAUUUGGGGACAAGUUCUUCAUGGAGGAGACUGAUGUAAAAAGGAUUUACUAGUUUUUCCUUUUUGAUAUUUUCUAUUUUUGUGAGUUUUCCUUUUUUUUUAAGUUUCCCUUUUAGUUUUCACGUUUGGAUUUUUUCUAUUUUAUGGUUGAGAUCCUUCUCUAUAUAAAAAGAGGUUCUAAGUUUUUGUAAGACACAACUUGUUAUUCUAAUUUUAUCUAAUCUGGUGGAUUUCCAGAGUUUUCUCUUCAAAUUCAUCGCUUGUUCUAGUGUUUGCUAAUCCUAAAGUUUUCCGACUGCGUCAGAAGCCGAGUAAAAAAAACAAAUACUCAAAGAAAAAAUGGAAGCCAAAGUGAUUUCUUGCACUACUUUUGGAGAAGACAAGGUCAUAAAGAUUGUUGUUUCGAGCCGUCGUGCAGUCACCAACUACAAACCUGGAGAAAACGAAACGACCGUUGUAGUUGCCGACGAUACUUGCUCCAAGAAAGAUGUUGAAGAGAUUAAGAAGACUUGUGAGAAGCUCGAUUAUGUUUACGAAGGAAGACUUCACGAAGAUUACGCUCAGACCAACAUUGGACCUGGUUUGGUCUGAAACGUAGAGUUAAAGUCAACUCUCUAUGCUUUACUUCACUUUCGUUUAUGUACUUUUCUUUUAUACAUUUUGAUUUCUAUGUUCGAAGUUAUCUUUUGGUAGUUUGCAGUUAUGAAUGAGUUUAUUAGUUACAUUUUCUUACAACACUGACUUUGACCUAACCGCUGGACUUAACACAGAACAAAACUAACUUGUUAUAUAAACUGAAGUAGGUGCUUUUAGACAUCGCUUUUUUUAUAGUAGAAAUGGAGAUGUCUUCUUCUAUAGCUUGAAAGAAUGUAGCAACUUUGUAAGUAAAGAACCCAACCAGCAUUGGUAUCAGCUUCAAGUGCAUGAAUUCAUACUGAGGAACAAGUAUUCUGCCAAAAAUAUUCAGAAAGUAAAUCUUAUUGAUGAAGAUAUGAUAAUGGACAAGAGAGAAAAGGCUUACGCGUUCCAUCUAAUGAAUAUCAUAACCAACACAACCAGGACUAGUAACCGUGGCUGUCCAGCUGCACCUCUAUCAGAUCAAUCAAGCCAAGAAAGAAAAGAAAAAUGUGAGUGAGUCUUCUCAAUAUAGAUAACCGAAAUGAAUGAGAAUAGAAAGAGGUAACACGUAAUUCAUAACUCCUAUGGCUCCAUCUGCCAUGGCAUCUACAGUGUUACCAAACAUUCUCAUGUAAGCUAAUGAACCCAUCAAGCCAGCACAGUUCCAACACAGUGCGAUCAGAUGACUUCACAGUUAUUAAUUUUGAGAGGUUUUGAUGUCCUUUGUAGGAGAAAGACAAACCUAAUUAGUGUUAUCUCUGGUGUUGUAUUGUAUGAAAUAUAAGCUGAGACUAAACCAACACCACCAAUGCCAACUGUGAGAAGCUGUAGCUUUAUUUUUCAACUGCAAAAAUAAAAAUAAAAACCGAAAGUCAAAGAGAGUAAAAACCAAAGAGUCCAUGAAGAUUAAAGAGUUUGAUGCAAAACCAAUAUGCC
This is a messenger RNA of Brassica rapa (field mustard), 1773 nucleotides long. RefSeq names its product oxysterol-binding protein-related protein 1B. The record is from RefSeq and is a predicted model, not a curated record. NCBI's taxonomy places the organism in Eukaryota, Viridiplantae, Streptophyta, Magnoliopsida, Brassicales, Brassicaceae.